AUGUCUAUAAAGCAUUUUUCUCUGGAAUACAAUCAAUUGAACAAAAGAAGAACUUUCUCACCUGGAGAUGUCCUCUCCGGUAGAGUAUUUGUGGUGGCCAGCAAGGAGACCAGGGUGCAAUUGUUGGUGGUUAAAGCUAAAGGAACAGCAGAGGUGAAAUGGUAUGGGCAAGAUGGAGGAACCACAGUGCACCAUCAAGAUGAAGAGAAAUAUUUCUACAUGGAGCACAUUAUUAUUCAGGAUAAAAAUAAAGGAGAUGGAUCAGAAAUCAUUCGCCAAGGAAAGAGUGUAUACCCUUUUACCUUUAAGAUUCCAAAUAAAGAUAUGCCUUCAUCGUAUGAAGGGAAAUGGGGCCGAAUCACAUACAGUUUACAAGCUCAACUGACUCAGUCAAUUUGGAGCAUUCACAAAACGAGGAUUGAGUUCCCAUUUCUUACCAAGUCUGAGUUCCCCUUUGCCUCCACAUCAGAAAUGUUGAUCAUCGGUCUUAAAGAGCGGCAAAGUGCAACCAAAAUUUCAUUUUACGGCUCUGGAAAGGUUACUUUGAAUGUAACUUCAGAGAAAAUGGGACUGACGCAAGGUCAACAAAUGGAAGUGUCUGUUGAAGUCAUCAAUGGCUCAAAUAGUGCAGUAACUCCCAAAUUCUUCCUUUGUGAAAAGCAAAUAUUUGUGGCUCAGUCAGAGACGCUUGUGCACACAAAUGAGAUUCUCUUCGGUUCAGGCCAGUCUGUUGCGGCUCGGACCAGUCGCACCAUCAGUAAUGUUCUAAGUAUCCCUAUGCAGCUCCACCCUACCUUCUGCAACUGCUCCGUGAUCAAGCUCGAGUAUAUGCUCAAGGUCAUCCUUGGUGACCCACUGGCUAGAGAUCCAGACAUCAAACUUCCUGUGGUCAUUCUACUGGGUCCAUCCCAAGAUUCUUAUCCAUAUCGUCAAAACCAUAAAAGGUCCAUGGGACAUAGAAGCUUGCCAAAUUAG
Molecule: messenger RNA, 975 nt
Organism: Nerophis lumbriciformis (worm pipefish)
Lineage: Eukaryota; Metazoa; Chordata; Actinopteri; Syngnathiformes; Syngnathidae
Source: RefSeq, a predicted model, not a curated record